Messenger RNA from Phragmites australis (common reed), 939 nucleotides. Its product is annotated as peptidyl serine alpha-galactosyltransferase-like. Lineage: Eukaryota; Viridiplantae; Streptophyta; Magnoliopsida; Poales; Poaceae. The transcript has 3 exons. Bases 1 to 939 code for a protein of 312 amino acids. The record is from RefSeq and is a predicted model, not a curated record.
AUGCUCACGCUUGGCCGGCACAGAGCACGCCCAUUCUCGGGAAACAAGGUGGGCGUCGGCCGCCACCUCGCCACUGACGUCGCUGCAGGGGAGGUGCUGCCCAAUUCUUUCGCGCCGCUGCACUCUCCUCCGGUCGCCGUCUGGGAGUCCUUCUACCGCCUGGCGCCGUCGACAAGCUCCCCUCUGAAUCCGCAGUGCCGUGUAGUGUUCCGGCGUCCGCUCGUCGUCGUGAAUCCCUGGCCAGAGCACGUCACCGGUGAGCUUCCCAGUAUUAACCUGCGGCACAUCAUAAGGAGAGACAUAAUGAUAUAUCCAGGUUACGUUCCACUACCUGGAGCAAAAUACAAGGUUUUCUAUUAUGGGCUGAGAUUUGGAGUUGGUAAUUGGAGCUUUGACAAGGCUGACUGGAGAAAUGCUGAUGUGGUAAAUACUUGCUGGGCCAAGUUUCCCGACCCACCUGAUCCAGCUACCAUUAUGAAAGAAGAUCUAGAUGCACGUGAGAGGGAUCUACUCAGCAUUGAAUGUGGGAGGGCUUUGAACAAAGCCCUAUACUUGCACCAUGAGCAUAGAAAUUGUCCUCAAUUAGGCACUAUUGAUAGAACCUCUAAGAAAGUUGAGCACCUUUCACCCUCUAACAAAAUCAAGAGAGUUAGACAGGAGUCAUCCAGAGGUAGAAAUGGAGGAAACGAGAAAGACAUGGAUGUGGCAAGAGAGAAAACUAUCGGAAGAGCUGUGUCAACUGUAUCACCUGUACAUAGAUCUAGGAGACUCGCUAGGUCUUCCAGGAUGUGGAUAAUUGUUGUUUGGGUAGUAUUGAUUGUAGUGUUUUUACUAGUAAUCUCCAUGUUUUUCACAGAUCGGAGAAAUAUUUCAAGAUCUAGGGCUUCUAGAAACAUGAAGGCCCUGUUUGACUGCUAUAAGCCUAUAACUAUAGAAUAG